CAACGCUGAACCACCGCAAGCAGCGGAAGCUUCAUCAGAAGUCCGCUUUAGACGGGUUGGAUAAGAGUUCUGCAGAAGUCACAGCCGCUACAGGGUCUGGUGCUUUCAAACUCGGCAAGCAUGUCUUCGGACAGAAAGAGGCAGACUUCACAGACGUUCGAGACGCAUAUCGCAUGCAAAGGGUUCAAGAGAGAUCCGUUGGACAAUCGCCAACUCGGAACAUUGUCUUCACAUGGCUGUCUGCCGUAUAUGUCGCGAAGGAGAUCUACGCACACAGUCUUCGGUCGCUAAGGCGAAGGCUCAUCCUUGGCGUAACAUUGGAUCUCCUUGUGGAUCUGAUGUUCUGUAUCCUGUAUCUGAUAGAGUUCGAGAUUGACCGAAAUCAUAGGGAUCGUGUUGCCGAUCUGUCACCUUCUUGGCUAUAUGUUGCGCGCCCUUCAACCCUUUGGAAUAUGGAACUAUCAUGCUCCUCAUACAUGGUCUGGUCGCAAAUCAACAAGAUCAUAAUCGCCGACUCAAAGCGAGAGGCGAUGUUCAAUCACCGGAUCGCUCUAGAUCUCUUCAUAUGUGCCCCGUUUUUGUUCCUUCCCUUGUAUGAGUACGGACACUACGUAUAUAUACCCUUUUAUCUCCGAGCAGUGGUCGUCGUGAACCGCAUACAGAAUGUCAUCAGACUAGCUGCCAGCAGGAAGUGGAUAUGGGUCGAACCGUACACCGAGCGUUUGGUGUUUCUGAUCUCGACCAUCCUGGCGCUGAUGUAUGUAGCCUCAUGCGCCUUCCAGUACUUUGAAACUCGCUUCGCCGAACAGGAAAUAACCCUCAGUCAGGCCUUGUAUUUCAUCGUGAUCACCGCUUCCACGGUCGGCUACGGAGACGUUUCGCCAAAAUCUAUACCCGGCCAAUUCGUCGUCAUCGUCUUCAUCAUCCUUGCAAUCUCAAUCCUGCCUGGAUUGAUCUCCCAAACGAUCGAGACCCUGCAUUUGCGAAAUUCGGGCCGCGGAACCUAUCAGAGGGGCAAGAGCCCUUUCGUUGUGUUCGUGGGCAAUUUCUCCAAAACAAUCUCAGUGAUCGACAUCAUCCAUACCUUCGUUGCACGAGAACAAGAUCGCCCGCUGAACUUGGUCUUCAUGGGCCGCGAUGAACCUUCUGCCGCCGUGAAAGCUAUUGUCAGACGAGAGGGCUUCACGCAUCGGUGUACAUAUCUGCAGGGCAAUGUGCUCGAAGUCCAGGACAUGGAACGAGCCCAAAUACAACACGCCGCGGCCGCCUUCAUCAUCGCGGACCGCAACGCGCCCGAUCAUCUCAUCGAAGAUGAUGAGAACACGUUGAGGGCGUGGGCGAUAGAUGACCAUGCGCCGGAUGUGCCGUUGUUUGUUUAUAAUCUUUUGCCGGAGACUGAGAUCUUACAAACGCACUCCGCCAACGAAGCCGUAUGCAUCGACAACCUCAAGCAGAUCCUCAUCGGAUUUAACCUGAUCUACCGAGGUAUCGGGACAGUCUUGCUAAAUCUCCUCGUGCAAACCAAGCCAAGGAGGGAGUAUGAGGCUCCUUGGGAGGCGCAAUACGGCGAUGGAUUGGGAAACGAGCUCUACUCGGGUCCCGUCAAUCCCGUAUUCUACGGCUUCGAGUUUCAAAGAGCAUCGUACUUUCUGUUCCGUCAAUACCAAGUGAUAUGCUUUGCUGUCAGAGCUGUGUUGGACAACGGCGAGACGCAUCUGAUUCUGAAUCCCGCCGGAUACAAGCUGGGAAAGAAAGACCUCCUUUACUACGUGGCGCAACGGCAAGAGGAUAUCGACGAUAUUGCCCAUCUGGGGCGUGAGGAGCUAGGCUUUUGCCUUCAAAUGCCGAACCCGCACAGUUUUAUUCUCGAGCCCGGAUGCGUGCGGCAGGGGUCGAUGCAGGCCGUGAUAGGCGAAAACAAAGGUCAGGACGGCAACAAGACCAUGAACGGUUGGCGAGUGGGCGUUCCCGUCGUAGCACAGGGUGGGGUGAAACUCCCCUUAUGCCUCCUCCUCAAACACCCCAUCCGCAACCUCGACGAGCUCCUCCUCCAAGACGGCUCCCACCUCACAAACCACAUCCUAGUCUGUACCGGUGACAAACAUGUCUUCCGCCUUCUCUGCACGCUACGCGCCGCGCACCUCUCCGACGACGAGUUCCGCACCGUGGUGGUGCUGUGCAGCACACUGCCUAAUGCGUAUGAGAUCUCGCUUUUUGGACAGUUUCCGGAGGUGUACAUUGUUCAAGGGGAUCCGAGGAAGAGGGCUGAGUUGCAGAAGGCGGGGAUACAUGGUGCGGAUAAGGUUGUGGUCAUGAAUAUGAAUCGGAAAUCGGUGAAUGCGGAUGGCGUGGAGGGGUUUGAUACCUUCGCGGACAGCGCUGCGAUCAUGGUCAGCCACAAUAUCUACCACAUGUUCCAAAACACAGGAGACCACAAAUUCACCGUCACCGAGCUGCCCACGUCCGCUUCCUGCAACCCGCCGACCGCCGCAAAAAGCACAGACGCAAGAAAGCCGUACACAGCGAAGAGCGUUUCAAAGCCGACCUCGGCAUCGACCGAUACCUGUAUUCGCCGACCUAUGCGGCUGGACGGGUGAUAUCGGCCAGUAUGCUGGAUUCGAUUUUGUUUGAGACGUACUUCAAUGAAGGCGUUUUGGAUAUAUUCAAGCUCAUGUGCGGUGGAAGGCAUAAGCGCGAUUCCGAGAUGGACGCCAAGAUGGGAAUAGAUCCCUCGUUCCUCUGCUACAUCGACG
This is a messenger RNA of Fimicolochytrium jonesii, 2753 nucleotides long. RefSeq lists its product as uncharacterized. The record is from RefSeq and is a predicted model, not a curated record. Gene Ontology annotation, biological process: potassium ion transport. Lineage: Eukaryota; Fungi; Chytridiomycota; Chytridiomycetes; Spizellomycetales; Powellomycetaceae. Gene Ontology annotation, cellular component: membrane. Bases 174 to 2597 code for a protein of 807 amino acids. The transcript is spliced from 27 exons.